AUGGACACCCCGCCGUCCACAUCGGCCUCGGCCGCAACCGCGUCCGACCCGGACUCGGCGCUCGUCGCGGCCGUGGCGGACGCGCUCGUAUCGGCGUCCCGCCUGCCCGCCCCGGUGCCCAUGCCCACCCUCCUGGCCGCCUACCUCCCGCGCCUCACCGCCUCCCACCACCCGCGCGUGCUCGCCGUCGCGGCCUCCAAACCGGCGCUCGCCUCGCCGGAGCCGCUCCUCGCCUACCGCAGCUUCCUCUCGCCGCCCUCCUGCCUGCCCUCCCUCCUCCCGCUCCUCCCCGUCCUCCCCUACCGCCACCUCUUCCCGCUGCUCCUCUCCUUCGUCCCGCUCGACCCGCUCCGCCACCUCCACCGGCACCUCCUCGGCCACCUCCCCUCGACCCCUCUCGCCGACGCCGCGCUCUGCGCCUACUCCCGCCUCCGCCUCCCCCACCUCGCCGCCCAGCUCCUCCACUCCCUCCGCCGCCGCAUCCGCGUCCGCCCCUCCCUCCAGGCCGCAAACGCCGUCCUCUCCGCGCUCGCGCGGAGCCCCUCCACCUCCCCGCAGGCCUCCCUGGACGCCUUCCGCUCUCUCAUCGCGCUCCGCCUCCACCCCAACCACUACACCUUCAACCUCCUCGUGCACACCCACUGCUCCAAGGGCACCCUCGCCGACGCCCUCGCCACGCUCUCCACCAUGCAGGGGUUCGGCCUGUCCCCCGACGCCGUCACCUACAACACGCUCCUCCACGCGCACUGCCGGAAGGGCAUGCUCGGUGAGGCGAGGACGCUGCUGGCGAGAAUGAAGAAAGAGGGGAUCAUGCCCACGCGGCCGACGUACAAUACCCUUGUGUCGGCUUACGCAAAGCUGGGGUGGAUUAAGCAGGCGACCAAGGUCUUGGAGGCCAUGACAGCCAACGGGCUGGAGCCUGACCUGUGGACGUACAAUGUGCUUAUCGCUGGGCUGUGCCAGGCAGAGAAGGUGGAUGAGGCGUUUAGGCUGAAGGAUGAGAUGGAGCGGCUUGGCACUUUGUUGCCUGAUGUAGUGACCCACAAUACACUCGCUGAUGCGUGCUUUAAGUGGAGGUGUUCGUCUGAUGCACUGAGGCUGCUUGAGGAAAUGCGUGAGAAGGGGGUGAAACCGACUUUGGUCACACAUAACAUUGUUAUCAAGGGGCUUUGCAAGGAUGGGGAAUUGGAGGAGGCGUUGGGGUGUUUCAAGAAGAUGGCAGAUGAAGGUUUAGCACCAGAUGUGAUCACGUAUAAUACGUUGAUUGAUGCAUACUGCAAGGCUGGUAAUGUCGCCAAAGCAUUUGCACUAAUGGAUGAGAUGGUCGGUAGAGGACUCAAAUUGGACACCUUUACGCUUAAUACUGUGCUAUAUAAUCUGUGCAAGGAGAAGCGUUAUGAAGAGGCUCAAGGGCUGCUACAGUCUCCAUCCCAAAGGGGUUUUGUGCCCAAUGAAGUCAGCUAUGGCACAGUGAUGGCAGCCUACUUCAAUGAGUAUAAUCCGGAGCCUGCUCUGCGUCUGUGGGAUGAGAUGAUUCAGAGGAAGUUGACACCAACUAUUUCGACUUACAACACAUUGAUCAAGGGGCUUGGCAGAAUGGGGAGGUUGAAAGAGGCGAUUGAUAAGUUGAAUGAGCUCAUGGAGAAGGGGUUGGUACCAGAUGACACCACGUACAAUAUCGUCAUCCAUGCCUACUGCAAGGAAGGGGACUUGGAGAAUGCCUUCCAGUUCCACAACAAGAUGGUGGAAAAUUCCUUUAAGCCGGAUGUUGUUACUUGCAACACUUUGAUGAAUGGACUGUGUCUGCAGGGGAAGCUUGACAAAGCAAUGAAGCUCUUUGACUCAUGGGUAGAGAAAGGGAAGAAGGUUGAUGUUAUCACAUAUAACACCCUAAUACAUGCUAUGUGCAAAAAUGGGGAUGUUGAUGCUGCUUUGCAAUUUUUCGCUGAUAUGGAGGUCAGAGGAUUGCAGGCUGACGCGUUUACCUACAAUGUUGUGUUAUCUGCACUAUCUGAGGCAGGGAGACCAGAAGAAGCUCAAAGUAUGCUGCAUAAGUUAUCUGAGAGUGGAAAAUUGUCUCGAAGCUUUUCUUCUCCCCUCUUGAAGCCUUCUCCUGUAGAUGAAACAGAGUCAGGGAAGGAUCACGAGGGUAAUACUGAGGAAGAAACUGGUGGAAAUCCACAAGAUAGUGCUCUGGAAGCCUACACGAAACGCGUAAAUGAGCUAUGCACCGGUGGGCAAUUCAAAGAAGCUAAGGCCAUUUUGGAUGAGAUGAUGCAAAAGGGAAUGUCUGUUGACAGUUCAACGUAUAUAACUUUGAUGGAAGGGCUUAUCAAGAGGCAGAAAAGGCAAACACAUGCAGCUGGGUAGUACAUACUAUUGAUCUUUGCUGCUCUUUGAUGUGGCAUCAACCGGAGUUUAGUCAUAAAUCUGGUAAAUUUCAGUGCUUGAUAUCUCGGAGGAGUGUGAUGGACUUAAAAGAAACAGGAGCCAAGCAUAGGACACUGCUGCCUCCUUGCCCCCGCCGGCUUGGUUGGUCACGCACGGCCCAUGCAGUGGACUACAGGAAGAUAGAUACACAGACCUCUCGUCAGCUCGUUGUAAUUUUUCGUUGGCUGUGCGUGUUUGACGGCCGUUCCACGGCUAAGUUUACUGCCACAUGGUCAGUAUUUUAAUUCGCCUGUUAGGUGCGGGGUAUAUAUACAAGACUUUAGAAAUGAAUGCAGAGACUGCUUUUGUUUGUGUGUUC
Molecule: messenger RNA, 2749 nt
Organism: Aegilops tauschii subsp. strangulata
Lineage: Eukaryota; Viridiplantae; Streptophyta; Magnoliopsida; Poales; Poaceae
Molecular function (GO): protein binding; mRNA binding
Source: RefSeq, a predicted model, not a curated record